GUUGCUACGUUAACGCGUGCUUUCGUCACCACGCAACCCAUCGACGUCAUUCCGCUAAGCGCGAAAUUCAGAUCACCGCGUUUAGAAACAAAACAAGCAGCUGUUCUUCCCGCCUCACAUCACAUUCACGGUAAACUCGAGAGCUCAGACAUGACGGAACCGGGCUGCUACUCUCCCAGCUUUAAAAAACCAUCCGAUGUUCUGCGGAUGAGGAGAAAACGCGCGCGGAGUGACACAUUCGGUGGGAAAGCGUCCAGUCCGGUGGUGUUGGCUGACGGAGUCCGCCCGUUCUCACCGGGCCCGUUGUUGAACGCACCGGGGCGCGCGGGAGUCAAGCGCAGAAACCCUUUCGCGAGUAUUGAAAACACGUACAACAGCCCCAAAAAAAGAGUUUUAUCAUACAGCGGCUCCGGUACCGGCGCUCCGGAGGGGAAAACGGCGGCAGCUGCGGGUCUAGAAGGAAAAAUAAAAGAUGAGCGUUUAAAUACCGGAGCUUUACUGAGAGAAGAGCUUUUACAACAACAACAACAACAACAUCAUUAUGAGAAAUCGGUUUCUAUCUCUGGAGAAGAUUCGUUGUUUGAAGAGGACCUGUUUGAACCCGAGAGUUCUGAUCCAGUUUUAAAGAGUCCAGAAGGUCGUCCGGUUUCUGAUGUUGAUCCGUGUGAACCGUGCCUGGAGUUCCCGGCGGAUUGGUCCCUCAAAACCCGUCUGCUGUUCACUUCUCCUCAGUCCUUUAGUUGGGCUGACCAGCCGAAGGCUCAGGAGGAAGCUCAGGGUUUGAACGCUCACUGCAGGGCUGCAUACGCCAACCUACCUGCUCAAAUACAGGACCCGCGGGGAUGUGCGGAGCUGCGUUGUGGUUUUCAGCAGUGUUUGCAGUAUUGGCAGCAUCCGUCUUUCUCAUGGCUCCCUCUCUUCCCGCGGAUCGGAGCCGAGCGCAAGUUUGCUGGCAAGAUGACGCCGUGGGCUCAAGACACCGGCCUGGAACAGAGUCUAAUGAGUGACUGGUCUGUGAGUCUGACGUCUCUGUACAGUUUACUGAAGUCCAGACUGUGUCCAUACUUCUACCUGUGUUCAUACCAGUUCACUGUGCUCUUCAGAGCUGCUGGUCUUAAUGGUUCCAAAAAUAUCAGCGCACUUAUGACUCCCACCACUAGAGGACUGCGUGAAGCCAUGAAGACUGAAGGAAUCGAGUUCACACUCCCCCUGCUGGAGGACAAGAAGAAGAGCAAAGAUUCAUCUGAGGUCAGCGAAGGCUCUCGACAGGCUGGUGGUGAAGAUCCGCUCAGGAGCUGUGAUGAUGUAAAAAGUGAUCACAGUGAAGAUGAAGAUGUGGGUGAUGAUGAAAUUGAUGAUGAUGGUGGAUUUUCUUGGUUGAAGGAGAUGGGCGUCCAGGACAAGAUUAAGAAACCUGAUGCUAUUUCUAUUAAACUUCGUAAGGAGCACAGAGAGGUUCGGUUAGAUCACAGACCGGAGUCGGUGGUGCUGGUCGAGGGUUCAAACACAUUCACUUUGCUGAACUUUCUGAUUAAUUGUAAGAGUUUGGUAGCUGGAGCCGGAUCUCAGGCCGGGCUUCCUCCAACACUUCUGGCUCCUACGGCUUUCAGAGGAGCCACACUGCACGCGCUAAAGGCACGUACAGUGAAUGUAAAGACUCAAGUUCGAGCGGGUUAUCAGGACGUGUGCAGUCUGGAGGUGACGGGACCCAUCAUGCCUCACACGCUGCAUGCGCUGACCCAGCUGUUAAAACCCGCUCAGAAGGGUGAAUUCUCUGUCGGCCUGUAUACUCAUGAACCCACCGCUGUCCUUAAUGUUCCCAUCAGUCAAACAUCUGAACUGGAGACACGGGACGGUGUGGUGCAGGAUCUGGUCAGGUGUGGUCUACAGCAGAGUACAGUUGAGCAGCUGGCCGUGCCUACAACACUGGGAAAAUCUGCUCUCAGACAGCUGCACAUGAAAGGACAUUCAUACAGCUGGAAGUCCUGAGACACAGACCACAUCUAUUCAUAUCUGUGACUAGCUGACACCAGUGACGCUCUUCUUACUGUAGUACAAGUGUGCCUGAAGUGACUUUAUAACUCUGAUAGUUGUUGUUUAUACUGCAACUAUUGACUAUCAUGUCAGUUUAAGCGUUUUAAUACCUGUUUUAUGUUUUAAACAUGUUAUUUUAUCAGGGAUAAACUUGUGUAGACUGCAGCUAAAUGUUUUUUUUUAGGCUAAUGUUGUAAUAUUUAUCACACCUGUAUGAAAUUGUAAUAUUAAAUGAAAUAUUUGAAA
Molecule: messenger RNA, 2280 nt
Organism: Misgurnus anguillicaudatus (oriental weatherfish)
Lineage: Eukaryota; Metazoa; Chordata; Actinopteri; Cypriniformes; Cobitidae
Product: protein downstream neighbor of son homolog
Biological process (GO): nuclear DNA replication
Cellular component (GO): nucleus
Source: RefSeq, a predicted model, not a curated record